This is a messenger RNA of Scheffersomyces coipomensis, 2034 nucleotides long. RefSeq names its product ubiquitin-specific protease (gene UBP1). The transcript has a single exon. The record is from RefSeq and is a predicted model, not a curated record. Gene Ontology annotation, molecular function: cysteine-type deubiquitinase activity. NCBI's taxonomy places the organism in Eukaryota, Fungi, Ascomycota, Pichiomycetes, Serinales, Debaryomycetaceae. The coding region runs from base 1 to 2034 and encodes 677 amino acids. Gene Ontology annotation, biological process: protein deubiquitination.
AUGUAUAACAAUAGAUUCACUAAUCGUGGAGGUUCAGGAAAUAGAUUCUUACCUUAUAAAAAAUCAAAAUUACAACGUUUCGCCAUUAAGAAUGGUGGAGUGGUUGGAGGUAUAAGUAAUGAUGGUAAUACAUGUUUCAUGAAUUCUGUAAUACAAUCCCUUGCAUCUUCUCGUCAAUUUAUGCAAUUUAUUGAUUCUUAUUUAUAUACCAAUUUCAAUAAUGUCGAUGGCAAAUCUCAACCAAGAUCUGAUUUAAUCUUUACUAAUGCUUUAAAGACUCUUUUGGAUAAUGUGAAUGGGAAAUAUGGUACCAGAGGGAAAGAAUUCAGUACCAAACCAUUAUUAAAUAAAAUGCCUAAUGGUCCUAAACAAAAUUUCUUUUCAGGUUAUAAUCAAGAAGAUGCUCAAGAAUUUUAUCAAUUAGUAAUGAAUAUCUUAGAACGUGAGUAUAAGAAAAUGACAUCAUCAAGAUUCUCUACCCCAGAACCAGAAUCAGAAGUUUCUUCCUUAAAACAAGCCGAAAAAUUCAUUGAAAUAUCAAACUUGUAUAAAGUAAUAUCUGGUAUUGAAGAAUUAGGUAAAUUAGGUAAAGUUUAUGUGCCUGCCAAUCAAGUUGAUCCUAAUUUAACUGAUUCUGAUCAUAAAGUAUAUCCUUUGGAAUUAAUUACACCUGUUGAUGGUAUCUCAGCAGAAAGAAUUGGGUGUUUAACUUGUGGUGAAGUUGGUGGUAUAAGGUAUUCCGUCAUCAGUGGAUUAAGUCUUAAUUUACCUCAAAAUUCUUUAACUUCAUCCUAUUAUUCUUCAUCAAGUUUCGAAUUACCUACAUUAUUAAAUGAAUGGAUUACUCCUGAAAUAAUUGAAGAUGUUAAUUGUAAUAGAUGCGGAUUAAAUCAAACUAAAGAGUUCUUAUUAGAAACUUUACAAGAAUUAAAAGAAAAGGAAUCAAAUCCAAUGAAUGAAAGAUUAAUUGAACAAUUCAGUAAUAGAUUGAAUCUUAUCGAUCAAGAAUUAUUACAACCUCAUAUUACGGAUGAAAUAUUUGAAAAAUUAACUAUCAAAAAACAAAUUAAAAAAUCAAGAAAAUCAAAACAAAUCUACUUAUCAAGACCUCCACCAUUAUUAUCUAUUCAUAUCAAUAGAUCAGUUUUUGAUCCAAGAUCUUAUGCCAUUGUGAAAAAUCCAAGUAAUGUGACAUUCCCUGAUAAGUUAAAUUUAACUGAUUAUGUCGUUGAACCAAAGGAUAUUAAUAUGGAUGCUAGAUUACCGUUCAGAAAGCAAGAUGAAAGAACAAUCAUUGCCGAUCAACCAACUUCUUCUAAACCAGAUCAACCAACAUUAUCUACUUCAAAUACCACUCCACCAUCUGAUUCUUCUAUAUCUUCUGAAGAUGACGUUCCAACUGUGGAGUCAGGUUCAACUGGUAUAAGUACAGCUGAUGAUGAAAACAUUGAAGUUCCAAAUCAAGUUGAUCCAAGAUUAUUGUAUAAUUUAACUGCCGUUAUAAUCCAUUACGGUACUCAUAAUUAUGGUCAUUAUAUAUGUUACCGUAAAUUAAGAGGUACAUGGUGGAGAAUAAGUGAUGAAUCAGUUUAUGUGGUUGAUGAAAGUGAAGUAUUGAAUGGUGGUCAAGGGACAUUUAUGUUAUUUUAUGAAUUUGAUGAUGGAUUUAAAGAAACAUUAGAAGAUUUAUCUGAUAGUGAACCAGAAACUGAAUCAAUAAUAACUUCAUCUCAAGAAGUUGAAAAUGAUGAUGAAGAUGAUGAAAUUGAAAAUGACGCUAAUGGUAUUGAAAAUGGCAGUGUUUCAUCUUCUUACCGUACUAAAUUGAAUGCAGAAGCUAAUAACAAUUCAUCAGAAAAUGUCACUCAACCUUCAAGUAAUGAUGAUUAUGAACUUAGUAGCAGUAGCGAUGAAGAAGAAUUAAUGAAUGUAAAGAAUACUACUACCUCGGCUACAACUACUGGAUAUCAAUAUACGGAAGAAGAUAGUUCCAUUAUCGACUUACAUAUAGCUGAAGCUCAAGUACAUUUAUAG